AUGCUCGCCUCAGGCUCCUCCAGCGCCGAAGGCGGCGCGAAGCGGUUCAGCCGCCAGCAGAUCAUUCAGCACGCCAAAAAGAGCUUACUCUACACGGUGUUCGACGUCAGGUGGGUGCCGCAGACUGCGUCCUUCGCGGUGGUCGGACAGUACCCAAACAACCACGGUGCGCUCUCCGUUUAUCAGUUGCACCACGGCGAUGUGCAGCCGACAGUCGAGGUGCGGCUUCCUCAUCCGCUGAAAUGCUGCACGUUUGGGCAUAACGUAUCCUUUAGCAGCAGCGGAAGGGGCAGUGGCGGGCACAGCAGCAACAUCACUGCCGCCGGUGCGACGACGAACCAGAUUGCAACUGGCGACUUUGCCGGCAGCUUGCAGAUUUUCGACCUCAGUCGCCUCGGCUCAGCGCCCUCAAGCGCGUCCAACGCGCUAAGCGACGUGACGGCGGCUUCCGUACUUCACAUACCCCAUGCACAUGAGAGCAUCAUCAACGCCAUCGACGGCGCACGCUACUCAGGGCCACCGGAGGUGGCGACAGGGAGCCGCGACGGCUCCGUCAAGGUGUGGGACACCCGCCAGUCUAACAAGCCGGUUGCGUCGCUCAACCCUGCCGACCCUGCUCGCGCCCGCGACUGUUGGACAGUACGGCUCGGGAAUAGCUUUGACCCGGACGAGCGCGUGGUCGCUGCGGGUUACGACAACGGUGACGUCAAAAUAUUCGACCUUCGCACGCAGAAGAUGCUGCACGAGAUGCACGUGAACAACGGCGUGUGCGAUUUGGAGUUUGAUCGGCCCGAGAUUCCCAUGAACAAGCUCCUCGUGUCGUCCCUGGAGGGUCGCGUGCGGUGCUACGACAUGCGCACCUUGCAUCCCAAGCUCGGCUACGCGUACGUGGAGGAGCGCGUAUCGGAGGGGACGGUGUGGUGCUCUCGCGCGCUGCCACAGAAUCGGGAGAUCUUCUUGAGCGGUGGCGGCGGCGAGCUGACACUGUGUCUCUACAAGUACCCGCCAGAGCGCACUCUGAAGGACGGGGAUGGGGUUCAGCGCGGCGUGGCGGGCGCGGUGGAGGAGCUGAACAAGGCGAAGAUCGGCGAUCAGCCGAUCAACGCGUUGGACUGGAAUCGCUCGAAGGAGGGGCUCGCUGUGUGCGCCUCUUUCGACCAGAGCAUUCGGGUCAUGCUGGUAACUAAGCUCGGUUUACUUUCGUAG
This is a messenger RNA of Leishmania mexicana MHOM/GT/2001/U1103, 1206 nucleotides long. RefSeq lists its product as hypothetical. The transcript has a single exon. Gene Ontology annotation, molecular function: ubiquitin binding. NCBI's taxonomy places the organism in Eukaryota, Euglenozoa, Kinetoplastea, Trypanosomatida, Trypanosomatidae. The coding region runs from base 1 to 1206 and encodes 401 amino acids. The record is from RefSeq and is a predicted model, not a curated record.